UGCAACGGGGAGAGGCGGCUCGAUCGGCCUAGACUCCGGUUGCCGGUCCCUUAGAACUCCGUGCCGGUCCCGAGACUGCGGACCACGCCCGGACUGGGUCAGGCCCCGGCUCCCGUGGAGGUCGGAGGAAAACCGUUUCUGUGGUCGGUGGUGCCUUUGCGAAAACCGGGCCCUGUGCCUGUGUGAGGGCGGCUUCUGAGGACGGCUUCUCGGUAAACCCGGCCUUUCCAGGCACGGACACCUUUCCCUCGGGGUGCUGCUGGCACACAGGCACGGUAACUGGGAAUAAGGGGCUUGAACCUGCCCGGUUCCAGGAAGAGUGUUUGCUCAGUUCGCGGGAGGGGUGAGGCCUUCCCCAAACAAGAACUUCCUAAUGAACCUCGGUGGCUUCUAACCCGUGCCGCGGUGGUUUCAUGUCCUGUUUUUCACCCGGACGAACGGUGGCUUGAUCGGGUGUUGAAGGAGCCACUCAGUUGGACCCCCGCCCUCGGUUUUUCAGCCGCGUCGUCCUCUCCCUUGCAUUCUCCCCCCCUCCACACACACACACACACACACACACACACUUUCUCCCCCUCCCUUCUUCCCCUUCCCCCUCACCCCCAGGAGUCAAAGACCCAGGCUACCUUAGAACGAUGAUAAUGGGGGAGCGUGGGUGACUGGAGACAUCUGUUUAUCCUCCUUUAUUAAAAGCAAGCAAAGUACUGCAGUUGUUUUUCUAAUUUUCAGUUCUCCCGGGCCCUCGCCAUUCCUGAGGGGCAGCCCAACUCCUCGGAGCUGUCUCUUUUCCUCCCCCUCAGGGCUUGGCUCAGGCCUGGAUUCUUCCUAUCUGAUUAAAACCGUUCCAAGCUUGAACACCAGGGCUGCCUGGGCAGAGCUCCAUGUGGCUUUCAGAAACCUCUGUGCCAACUGAUGCGCUCUUCCCAGAUGCCAGGUGGCUUGCAGUUCCACCAGUCCUAAGCCGCGGUGUAAACGUCUGGUAUCGUCAUCAGAGGGGUCCGGAGAGGCCCGGCGCUGCGGGAUGCACCCCCGGCACCGUGGCCAGUGCCCUGCAGCUCUCUGCGAGAGGGAUGGGGGACGGCAGGAGCCUUUCCCUUGAGACUGAGAACUACAUCCGAGAGGAGAAUGGGCAGCCCAAGAACAGCCCCACUUGGGAGAAGUGAAACAGCCUGGAUACUCUGACUCUGUUAGUCUUUCUUUACUUCGGGGGCUCCCAGACCGUCCGACCCUGUACCCAGUGGGGACGGUGGGGUUGGGUAAGAGGGAGGAGGCACUGCCUCCCUAAAGGUCAAAAUGCCGUAGAACGGCUUUCCGCGGGCUCGAGGUCGGUUUUCCCUUUCCUUAGUAGCGAUGAUAUUGAUUGGGUGCCGUGCACUGAUCUGAAUGCUUGGGAAAGGUACAGCAGAAGCCCCAGACUUGUACCCCGCACUCGAGCGUACACGUGACCCGGUUUGCCGUUUAAUAUAAAAAGAGCGGAUAGUCAUCCACUGGGCGCUUUAUUGGAAAAGUUGAAAGCAACACCCUUUGGGGUGUGAGCUCCAUGUCGCAGGUGGAGGCUGAGACCCGUUCUUGCCGCGGCGCCCCUCCCUCAACCUCGCCCCCUCCCACCGGCCCAGAAGGUCUGAGAGCUUCCAGAGCACUGUUGGACUGCUUGGGGUCCCCAAAAGUCAGCUCCUCUCUAUCCCCAGGCACUGCCUCAGACUUGAAGAUUCUGGAAGCCCACCAUCUCCUGCUGGGAUUUUUAGGCCCUUUUCAUGAGCAGCGGUGUUAGGUGAGUGAUUGGGGCCGGAACAGGGGGCCUGUGGCCCACGAGGGGUGGUUAGAGAAGGUGGGGAUGGAGGGAAGAGAAAAGGGCGGUGGGCCCAGCCCGGCCGCCCCGGCUCAGACGGGCCUCCCCGAGGCGUUGCGCCCGGGGCGGAAGCCGAGCAGCCCGGCUGGUUCUCAAUACCUCCCUUUGUUUGGGGAGCUGCCCGGCGGAGGAGGGGCCGGCCCCCGUUACCUGGCGCCUGUUCCGUUCCGGCCCAGUGGCAAGAGGUGCGUGGCGGAGCCUCUGCUUAGAGGUCCCUCAAUGCCGCCUUUCACGGGGGGACCCCACCCCGGCCGGCUCCCUGUCCGAGGUCGGCUUCGCCGGGGGAGGGGCCGAGGAGCGGGAGGGGGAGACGGCCCGGCCCACGUGGCGGCUCCAGCUCGGUAAAUGAGAGGGGUUGAGGGAAUCGCAGCCCAGAGGAGUUCCCCCACCGGCCGAUCGGGAGGGAUCAACCAGCUGGAGCCUGGAGGGGAGCUGCCGGGAACCCAGAAUGGCGGUCAUGUAGGAAAGCAAAUAUGUGAAGAUGGGACUCUUGGUUUUCGUGCGUAAUCUGCUGCUAGCCCUCUGCCUCUUCCUGGUGCUGGGAUUUCUCUAUUAUUCAGCCUGGAAGCUGCACUUACUCAGAUGGGAAGACUCUAAUUCAGUGGUUCUUUCCUUUGACUCCGUUGGACAUACACUAGGCUCAGGAAGGAGAGAGAGAAAAACUGUGACUCUCACGCUCCCGUCGUCCAUCCCAUCGUGCCUUGCUGCAGACUCAGGAAAAGGCAGAAACCCGAAAGACUCCAAAGACCCUGUGGCUGUUCCAGGCCCCGCCCGCCCGAAAUAUGACCGCCUGGGCUUUCUUCUGAAACUCGACUCAAAACUGCCUGCAGAGUUAGCAACAAAGUAUGCAAAUUUUUCUGAAGGAGCUUGCAAACCUGGCUAUGCUUCAGCGCUUAUGACUGCCAUCUUCCCCAAGUUCUCCAAGCCAGCCCCGAUGUUCCUGGAUGAUUCCUUCAGAAAGUGGGCCCGGAUCAGGGAUUUCGUACCACCGUUUGGGAUUAAAGGACAAGAUAACCUGAUCAAAGCCAUCCUGUCGGCAACCAAAGAGUAUCGGCUGACUCUGGCCCUGGAUGGGCUCAGCUGUCGCCGGUGCAUCAUCGUGGGGAACGGCGGCGUGCUCGCCAAUAAGUCACUCGGAGCUAAAAUUGAUGACUACGACGUGGUUGUCAGGCUGAACUCUGCUCCCGUCAAGGGCUUUGAGAAGGAUGUGGGGAGCAAGACCACCUUACGCAUCACCUACCCAGAGGGGGCCAUCCAGAAGCCAGAGCAGUAUGAGAGGGAUUCCCUGUUUGUCCUGGCAGGCUUCAAGUGGCAAGAUUUCAAGUGGUUGAAAUACAUCGUUUACAAGGAGAAAGUGAGCGCCACGGACGGGUUCUGGAAGUCGGUAGCAACCCGCGUCCCGAAAGAACCUCAUGAGAUCCGCAUCCUCAACCCCUACUUCAUCCAAGAGGCAGCUUUCAGCUUCAUCGGACUUCCCUUCAACAACGGCCUGAUGGGAAGAGGGAACAUCCCCACGCUGGGCAGCGUGGCCAUCACCAUGGCUCUGCACAACUGCGACGAGGUGGCCGUUGCCGGCUUCGGCUAUGACAUGAACUCGCCCAACACCCCCCUGCACUACUACGAGGCCAUCAAGAUGUCUGCCAUAAAGGAGUCCUGGACACACAACAUCCAGCGGGAGAAGGAGUUCCUGCGGAAGCUGGUGAAAGCCCACGUGAUCGCUGACCUCACCAGUGGCAUCUGAGGCUGGGCCAGCAGACGGCGCCCCCAUCCCCAUACGCCAAGGGAACGGAGAGGGAGGACCUCCUGCCCGGGCCUGGACCCGGGCCCAAGGAGGAAGGAGAUGGAAUAUGGGCAGCCAAGGGGCUCCGGGCCAGGUGGGACCGAGACCUGCCUGUCUGGAUCGCUUCUGCAGCCUCCGGCGCGGAGGCCCCGUCCCGCCCCUCCCUCCCUACCUCCGGCUCCGGCGGACGUCUGGGUCUGGCCUACCAGGAAUGAACUUGUGAUGAGAUGCUGUCUGGCUGCAGAGGGAAGCAAAGAAGGCAGGAAGGAAGACAAGUGCCAAAACGGUCCCCUCUGGGGCGGAGCGGGGCCCCGAGUUGGUGGCUGUGGCCGCCCCCCCCAAAGGGACUGCCCCACCAGCUUGGGCAUACGGGGGGGGGAGGAGGGCGGGCCCGGGCACAAGCUCUGGGAGCACUGGUGCUGCUAUCGCUUAAAAGCCUUGGGGCUCAGCGGGCUGAGCAGGCCUCAGCUCCUCUCACAGCUCUCGAGAGACCCCCACCCACCGCCGCGUCCCCUGUCCCGCACAGACCAGAGGCCGACCGUUCUCUGCCCCCCAGAGAGCCAGGUGGCUCCCCGCCAAGACCCGGCCUACACCGGAUCUUCCGGGGAGCGCCUGCAGCCGGGUCCCUGGGCAGACGGGCAGGCUUUGGGCCUUACUCCUGCCUGGCAGAGAGCUGAGCUAAACCCAGGCGAGGAGCUUGGGAGAUAGGGCCCAGGGGAUACUGGAUAUGGAUUCUUCCAUCAGUGUGUGUUGUAUUUUAUUUUGUGAGUGGUGGGGGGGGGGCGGGGGGAGGGAUAAUUUAUUUUUGAAAUAAGUGUUAAGAAUGGAAAUUCGAUCAGUGUUUAACGAGGAAUGAAUAAUGACAGUGUUGCCAGCCUGA
Molecule: messenger RNA, 4506 nt
Organism: Ornithorhynchus anatinus (platypus)
Lineage: Eukaryota; Metazoa; Chordata; Mammalia; Monotremata; Ornithorhynchidae
Gene: ST3GAL3
Product: ST3 beta-galactoside alpha-2,3-sialyltransferase 3
Exons: 13
Coding region: 2328-3587 (419 amino acids)
Molecular function (GO): sialyltransferase activity
Source: RefSeq, a predicted model, not a curated record